AAGGAAGGCUUGCAGGAGUCAUGGGGAAUGUAAGAAGUGUCUCAGGUGCUAAUGGCCUGAAAAGUCAGGUUGUGGAGAUCCUGACUCCUCAGAAGAAGCCUUCGUUUCACCUCUGGUUCAAGAUCCUGCUCGGCCUAGUGUUCCUCAUCUUGUGCUUCACUCUGUACAGUGGCUCUCUGACAUGGACGACCUCUCCACUAAAAGGGCAUUACCACAGGUUCCUUAAUUGGACCAAUCUGCUUGAAGUCCAGUUUCCUGACAAAAUUCAUCCAAGCACCACAGUUAAUCUAAGAGAAAUUGAAGAAACCACCCAAUCCCACACGGAAGUUCCUACAGCACUUCCUACUGCAGCACCAACAGGAACUCUGUAUCACCAAGCCUACGCACGCAACUACCACUUCAUUAUGAAUAACCCAGAGGUGUGCAAAACCAAAACACCUUUCCUGAUCCUGAUGGUUCCAGUAGCACCAGGUAACUUAGAAGCCCGUGAUGCCAUCCGGCAGACAUGGGGCAACCUCAACCUGGUUCAGGGAGAAGUGGUGGUAACUCUCUUCAUGCUUGGAGUCUCUAAAGAAGCUGAUGUGCAGCAGCAAGAGAAGCUCCAACAGGAGAACCUUCAGCACCAAGACCUGAUCCAGAGUAACUUCAUCGACAGCUACCUCAAUCUGACUAUCAAAACCAUGGUGAUCAUGGACUGGCUGGCCACCUUCUGCCCUACAGCAGCGUACAGCAUGAAAAUUGACUCAGACAUGUUCUUGAACAUUGACAAUCUGGUGAUUAUGCUGCGUAUGCCGGGUAUACCCCAGGUGAACUACCUUACAGGGAUGCUUAUGUGGGACAGGCCAGUUGUCCGUUCAUUGGACUCCAAGUGGUAUGUCUCUGAGGAGAUGUACCCAGACCCCUCGUACCCGACCUACACCCUGGGCAUGGGAUACGUCUUCUCCAAUGAUCUUCCAAGGAAAUAUGUUGACAUCUCAAUGUCAAUAAAGCCCUUUAACAUAGAGGACGCCUACAUUGGCAUGUGCAUGAAAAAGCUAGGACUUGAACCCACAUCACCACCAAAUCCCUCCCAGUUCAAGGCCUAUGCCGGGGAAUACAACCGCUGCGAUUAUUCACAGGUCAUCACCUACAUCCUUGGUUCUGCUAAAAAUUUGAUAGAUUACUGGACAGACUUGAAAAAGCCUGGGCCACCUUGUUAGGACACUGACUUCUACAAAUACAGAGAAAUCGUUUGACUUGAAGGGGUUGGGUGACAGAGUUCUGGGAAUUGUACUUCCCACAGAGAGGCGGUGGACUAGUGGCAGAAACUUGGACUAUGGGCAGUAAAAGGUCUCUGGUUCAUCUCUGGUUCGACUCCACGGAGAAAAAACAAAAAGACAAACCUGGAUUGAUCUGUCCAAAAAUCCAAGAGGAUUCUCCCUACCCUGUCUAGUGCCCCUGAGCAAGGCACCUUACUCCCCCAACAUCUGCUCCCCGGGCUCCGUACAUAGCUGCCCACUGCUCUGUGUGUCCUGCACCAGAAGGGUUAAAAGCAGAGGUUUAAUUUCCCUCCUUGCAAGAGUGUGCUUGUGCAUGUCUUUGGGACAAAUAAAUGUAUCUUAAUCUUAUUUAUAGAAUUAUUUUACCUCAGUUCAGAAUGUGAAUGAGCCAAUUGUGAGUCAAUACAGUAGUUUCUAAACAACUGCACGAAAUAAAUAUGAGCAUUUAUUUACUUUGGUGAAUUUAAAAUUGCCAAAAAACCUUAUGAAGGAUCUAUGUAUUUGUUAUGGUUUAGUUUCUGAUAGAAAUGGGUGGAAGUGGAAAUGUAAUCAGAGUUAUUGGCGCCCUGAGGAUCUUUUUGAUGAGAGGGUUUCUUAAUUGUUUAUUCUGUAGUUGUUUGCACUAUACAUUUUGUAUUACAUUUUAUGCAAUGGUGCUGCACAAAUGUUGCAAUGGGUCAAAACCACUUGAAGCUAAUGGAAUAAUGAUGCCAUUGGUACAUUUUUGGGAAGAAAUGUUGAACAUUACAAUUAUUAACUCUCAGUUAAUCUUUUAAGUAAAAGAAGCCAUUGGCAACUGAAAGGGGCACAAGUUAUUAUUUUCCCUGUAUUUUUGCACACUAAUGUAUGUUUUGAAAUGAUAGCAAUAAAACAAACUACUAAGGAGUCCUUUAAAAAAUGUGAGCGACUAAGUUAGUAUUUGUCUGUGUGUGCUCCUGCUCUUUGUUCACCUCUUGUCUCACCUUUAGCUGAUUCUUCUACGAAGUGGACCUGACCUGGGAAUUACAGCUGCUCAAGGGACGUUUGGGACG
Messenger RNA from Limanda limanda (common dab), 2290 nucleotides. Its product is annotated as beta-1,3-galactosyltransferase 2-like. Gene Ontology annotation, molecular function: N-acetyl-beta-D-glucosaminide beta-(1,3)-galactosyltransferase activity. The coding region runs from base 21 to 1199 and encodes 392 amino acids. The transcript has 2 exons. Gene Ontology annotation, cellular component: membrane. NCBI's taxonomy places the organism in Eukaryota, Metazoa, Chordata, Actinopteri, Pleuronectiformes, Pleuronectidae. The record is from RefSeq and is a predicted model, not a curated record.